Clunio marinus is the source of this 17557-nucleotide messenger RNA. Lineage: Eukaryota; Metazoa; Arthropoda; Insecta; Diptera; Chironomidae. The record is from the annotation of a GenBank genome assembly.
UUUUGAAACGAUAUAGAAAAAUUGAAGCCGCUGUGCUGAAGUUCAAACAACCUACCUAAGUAGCGUUAGUUUGUAAAAUUUUCAAAAUUUAAAAAGUGAUAUUUCUUAUCAAAAACUGAACAGAAACUAAAAAAUUAAUGGAUAAUGGAUAGUGCUGCGAGUUUUGAUGACGAAAAUAGUGAUAGUGAUUACAUGAAUGUUUCUUCGGAAGAAAUUUCUGAAGAAGAGUUUGAAGAAAAUGUUACAAGCAAACGAAAAACUUUUCAGCUUAAUAAGCGUAAAGAUGGUCCUGAAAUCAUCAAAAACCCAUUAUCCAAGCUUAAUAUAAAGCCAACUAAUAAUCAAACCCCAGUAAAAAUGAGUUUGAAGCGAAAAUUUUCAGUUCAAAACUCAACAACAACAAAAAAGGAAAACCAUGAUGGAUCAUCGUCGUCCAUUAGCUUUCAACUCAUUUCGGCUUCACAGUCGCCUGAAGAAAUAUCAUCAAUUUCUAUUCCUACCACUCCCACAAUGGAAUUGGACGCAUCAUUGUUAAUGCCAGCACCGGGAGGAAGUGAUGAUCCUCCAUAUUUUCCUGAAAAAUAUGGAAAACUUUGUGCCUUCUGUAAUUUGGGUGAACGGAGUCAGUUAGGUCAAGGUGAAAUGUUGCGUUUGGAAUUGACUGAAGAGGAACUGAAUUCAUUACCAGUGUCUUCAUCGGAACAACAAUUAUCAACAUCAACAACAUCACUUGAUGAUGACUCAAAGAAUGGAAACGACGAUAAUAAAAUAAUGAAAAGCAAUUCUAGUAGUGGCUUGCUGCAACAAUUAAAUCGACGACAAAAAGGAUUAAAUAAAUGUAAAAAUCCUAUUCAAACAAGUGAAUAUGUUGAUGAAUUGGAGAAAAUCGGUCAUCAAGACACGAUCGAUCUCAAUCAAUUGACUGAAAAUGGUUUCUUCUAUGUUCAUCGUUUAUGUGCAAUGUGGUCGUUUGGUGUUGAACGUGACCUUCUUAAUGAUACGCUCAGCAAUGUUUCAGCGGUUUUACAACAAAGUCUCAUCAGAAAAUGUUCAUAUUGUGGACAUUUCGGUGCAUCAGCAACAUGCAAAAUUACAUGUCAAAAGGCUUUUCAUUUUCCAUGCAUUGCUGCUUCCGGAAGCUUUCAAGUGUUUCAAUCGUGUACUGUUUUCUGUAGUGAUCACUUGGGACAAGUUCCGCUCUUAUGCUCUGAUGCUGAAAUAAGUUGUCGAACAUGCUGUGGUUUGGGUGAUGUUAGUAACUUAAUGAUGUGUACAGGAUGUGGCGAUCAUUAUCAUGGCACAUGUAUUGGAUUGCCACAACAACCAGGUGUAAGAGCUGGUUGGCAAUGUGCAAAGUGUCGUUUGUGUCAAAUCUGUCGCAUUCCUGACAACACAGAAGGUCGUUCAUUGGCAUGUGAAAAUUGUGAUAAGCUUUAUCACGCUCAAUGUCUCCGUCCCAUCAUGGCAACAAUUCCAAAAUACGGUUGGAAAUGUCGAUGCUGUCGUGUUUGUUCUGACUGUGGUGCACGAACGCCAGGUGCUGGUGCAUCGUCUCGAUGGCACAAUCACUACACAGUUUGUGAUUCGUGUUAUCAACAGCGUAACAAAGGAUAUUCAUGCCCCAUUUGCCGCAAAGCUUAUCGUGCUGCUGCUUACAGGGAAAUGGUUAAAUGUUUUAUUUGCCAGAAGUUUGUUCACAGCACUUGCGAUGUUGAAGCAGAUUUAUCAGCUUAUGAGAAGCGAAAGGAAAUGAAUCCAGAUUAUGAGUAUACGUGUAACUUGUGUAAAGUUGCUGCACAAAACGAUCGUAUUGCCGCUGCAAUGCGAAGAAAUAAUGGCGAUGAUGAAAGCUUUUCAACAUCACAAGAAAGUAUAAAUGCGAUUGAAGAUGUUGACAUGGAAACGUUGGAUAUGCGUGGAAAGGAUGAUUAUGGAUUGGGAAAAGGAAAACCGUUUGUUGCAAGUAAGAUAGCGAAGAAACGUUUGGGAUUGACAGUUGCUGGAUUGAAUGCCCAAAGACCAAAAGGUGUCGGUAAGCUUGGAUUCCAAAAGCGAGCUCGAACCUUCGAACUGGGAAGAAAACGCGGACCAAAGUCAAAAAUGCGUGGAAUAUUUGGCGUUCCUGGUCUUGGAUUGCAAAGACCAAUUGCUGACUCAACUAAACAAAUUGACGAUGAACCAGGAACAGAAAAUCGUUUAGUUUUAUGUUCGGUUAAAGAUCGUUUUGUGUUAUCGCAAGAUGUUUGUGUAAUGUGUGGAGCAAUCGGAACUGAUCAAGAAGGUUGUUUGAUCUCAUGCGCACAAUGUGGACAAUGUUAUCAUCCAUAUUGUGUAUCGGUGAAAGUUACGAAAGAAAUCUUGCAGAAAGGCUGGCGUUGUUUAGACUGCACUGUUUGUGAAGGUUGUGGGGAGAAGAAUGACGAAGCUCGUUUAAUUCUUUGCGAUGAUUGUGACAUUUCUUAUCAUAUUUAUUGUAUGGAGCCACCACUUGACACAGUCCCUCAAGGCACAUGGAAAUGCAAAUGGUGUGCGAUUUGCUACAAAUGUGGAUCGAACGAUCCGGGUCCGAACUGUUCAUGGCAGAAUAGUUACACGGAAUGUGGACCGUGUUCAAGUCAAGUUCAUUGCCCAGCAUGUGUUGAAGUGUACAACGACGGCGAGCUGAUAAUUCAAUGCACGACAUGUGAUCGAUGGCUGCAUUGUCUUUGUGACUCGAUUAAGACUGAGGCUGAUGCAGAAAAGUGUGCUGAAGAUGGUUACAUUUGCUUGUUCUGUCGACCGAAAGAUAUUCCACCACCACAUCUACAAAUGAAGAAGAAACUUCCACUUUUCUCAUCGCAAUCAUCACAAUCGACUAAAGAUGAUUCAUUUGAUGAUUCUGAUAAUGUUUCGGCAUUCGCAUUAGAAGGAAGUCAUUACAUUGAUGGCGUUUAUUUAAGCGAACGUGGCUUGCAACAAAUCAAAUCACUUCAAACUGAACCAAAACGUGCAAAACGAAAACCAAAAGUCAACAUUGAGAAUGAAAAAGACGCGGGAAUUCUUGCUGCAAUUGAAUCUGUUGUAGCUGGAAGUGCUGAUAACUCGAUGGAAGAAAUUAAAGUUGAAUUGAUGGAUCCGAAUGAAGAAGCGCAAAUUUAUAAAGAUGGAAUGGAAUGGUCAAGUACAGAUCCAGCACCAGAAGGUUUCUCGCUUUUCACCACUGAAACUGGUCAAGUUUUGUUACGUAAGAAACGGCAAAGAAAUUUACAAAAACUUGGCAUUGGAGGAUUUUCUGUACGAAAUCGAGCAGUGCGAACAAAGGAAGAAGAUCCAACAUCAUCUUCACAAUUACCUGGCGACGAAACAAAGAAGAAGAAACCAAAUCGUCGCAAGCAGAAGAACAAACUUGUUGAAACUUAUCCAGCAUAUCUCCAAGAAGCUUUCUUUGGUCGUCCCUUAUUAGACUCGAAUGCUAAAGUGAAACUUGAAUCAAGCAGCAGCGAUGAAGAAGCUAAAAGUACAGUGUCAGAUGACAAAACCAUAAAACUUUCAUUAGAUGAACUUAAAAUGAUCGAAUCGAUGCGUGCAAAGCAACAACAAAAGCUUCUGGAAGAACAAAAACUCCUUCAAUUAAAUCUGGCGAAAUCUCAGCCAAACCUCAUGACAAACGGCUCGCAAAUUCAUUUAAAUCUUAAAAUGCAAAGUGAUGAAAGUCAAAUUUCAGGAAAUUUCAUUGGAAGUGCGUCAUCACAUCAAACAGGAAAUUCGCAACCUGAAAUCAAAACAGAAUCGAGUUUAAUGGAUGAUGAUGAGAAUAAUAGCGACACGGAAGCACUGAAAGAUGUUUUAGGAUUGCCGGGUGAUUUAUUGGACAAUGAUUUAGUGAAUACGAUAAUGAAUGAAGACGAUGAUCUCACGAAGAAUUCUGGUGACGAUGCGAAAGGUGUUAAGGAUGAUUUAGCUGACAUUCUCAGCCCUCAUUUCAAUCUCGAUUGCAAAGACAUGGAAGACAUGCUGUUCAAAAGUGUACUCACUGACGAGUCUCAAGAGUCGCAAGAAUCAAUGCUGACCAAUUCUCUCACAUCUUAUUCCACACAAUCAACGCCAUCUCAUCAAUCAGAUGCAUCACAAAUGCAUUUGAAUCAACCGACCACGCCUGUUUCAACAAAUGUCAUGACAACGUUGCAAUCACCUCAACCAGGCAUUUCAAGUAUCAAUCCAAUGCUUGGCAAUAUUCCACAAUCACCACAAAUUAUGAAUCAACCAAUUAUGCUUCAACAUAAUAAUCCAAUUCACAUGCAGCAGAAUAUUUUACAACGACAAACUUCACUUCCGGGAACAUCGGGAAGUAUGCCAGGAAUUGGCAAUCAAAGAGGGUAUUUUUCGUUUGACGAUUUUAGUAAUAGAAAUCUCUUUAACUCAGCACCGACAUUUCCAAAUCAAGCACAAUGGAAUGCAUCGAAUGAUAAUGAUUUUGAUAUGUCAUCGACAUCAAUGACACCAAGUGGUGCAAGUCAAGCGCCAAAAGUCAACAAUCAUCAAAAGACAUCGGAAAGAAUGGCAGAAGAUGAAAAACUUGGCGAGAUGUCAACAAUUUCUGCAGUUUUGUAUGCAAAUCAAAAUCAUCCAGAAUUAAAGAUUGAAUAUCCACAAUGGACAGAUCGUUAUAAGCAAAUUAUGAAGAAAUGGCGAGCAUUAUCAGCUGAUAAGAAAGCUCCUUAUCUUCAACGUGCACGAGAUAAUCGCUCAGCACAACAAGCUCAAUUGAGAACGAAGAAAGCUCAACAACAGUCGCCAGGACAACAAGUUAAACUGCCGGAUCAAUUACUUGACACUAACGCUUUUGCUAACAAAACUGAACCACCUCUCUCUAAUAAUAAUAAUAAUAACAAUUUACUAAUCAUGGCUAAUGAGCACAAAGAAUUUAGUUGUAGUGUUGGUGAUGAAAAUAUUGUUAAUCCCACUUCCAAUAAUAAUAAUAUUAAAGUUAUUGAUAACAAACUCUCAGAGUCUGAUGAUAAUAAUUCAAGCGGCGACGGUGGUGGUGAUGCUAGUUUAAAGCAUCAACAAUCGAAUGUUAUCGAUGAGAAAGACAAUUUGCAAAGUAAAAAUCCGAAUUUGUCAAUUGCAUCGAAUAUUGCGAAUGCUUUUAUUAAUUUAUCAACACCAAAGACUGUUAAUCCACCUGCAAGUAGCAACAAUAGUUGUAGUGGUGGUGGCGGUGUGGUGCAAGCAAAGAAUUUAAAUGUGAUUGUCACACAACAACAGAUUACGCAACAUUUUAUGAAAACUUUAUCAUUUACAACGUCACGUGGUGGAAUUUUUGUGCCAAAUGUUAUCGCAACAAAUAUCACGCCACAAUUUACAGUUCAUCAAUAUGGAUUGCAUGGGAAUGUUAAUGGGCCGGCACCAAAUGUUACAGUGAAUUCGAAUGGAAAUUUUAACACAAAUUCUAAUGCUAUUCGACCAGGAGCACAAAAUCAUUUUCGUUUACUUUUUCAACAAUCACCGAAUAUUAAUUUAAAUAUUAUUAAUAACCAGAAUUUCACAAAUGCCACCACACAAAAUCCACCGUCAGCAUCUGCGAUUCUUGAAGCUUCUCUUCAGACAAUUAAUAAAGUUGGUGUUGGUCAACCAACAUCAGCAUCAACAACACCGAAACCUAUUCCAACUAAAACCAUUAUUCAAAAUCCAAUCAUAACACCAAAGAAUACAAUUGUCUUACAACAACAACAUCAACAUCAUCAACAACAACAAAAAUCGAGUGAAGAAUCUCCACCCGAAUCCAUUCCAAUUCACGAUCAAAGUCAUCAUGUAAAUAAUAACGAUCAACAUAUUCGUGUUCUUACCCCGUCUGAAAUCAUGAAAACCUUACCAUCAUUAUCCUCCCAAGACAACAUUUGCUUUAAUAGUAGCAGCAAUAUGAUAGUAAAUGAUAUAAAUUUGUUAAGUAACGAUGGAAAUAAAACGCCAACACAAACUUCAAGCUCAAGCUCCGACACAUCAGGCUCUGUUGCUAAUAAUAGUUUUAAAACUUCCACAAUCUCUUCUCCCUUAACCAUCACCUCAGAUUGUAACACUUUAAGUAGCAAUUUUAUCACCACCAAAGCAACUAUGACUUCUAAUAAUGCACAAAUUCAAAUGGAUCAAGACAAGAUCACCGCACAACAAAAAAGUAUGAAAGAAGCUGAACAAGAACGUCAAUGGAAAGCUUUACAAGCCAUGCGAGCUCGUGAACAACAAAUGGGAAUUCCGCCUGAUCAAAGAAUUCAUCAUAUGAACGAAUCGAAUGUUCAACUUCAAAUAUCAACAAACCUCAACGAUGGAUCGAUGAGUCCCGUUGCAAGUCCAUCACCAAAUUCAAGAAAUCAAUUUAUUGCUCCAGCUAACAAAGGACGAAUGAUGAUGAACCCUCAAAGUCCUUCAAGCAAUAAUUUCCAACAUCCUGGUCGUCCCGUCUCAACUCAACUUCAAAGACAAACAAGUCAACAGCGAAUGAAUCAAAGUCCAUUUUCACCUCAAGCUACAACACCACAAUCACCACAUGAUGUUUUUCCUGGAUCUCCAUCAAACGAACAAUUUGCUCGUCCAUCAGAUGACCAACAAUUUUUGCAUUCACCGCAAACACCAAAACCAGUUGUUCAACAGCAAUCGCCAGUUCAUGUUCCAGGAGGUUCCAACAUGAACUUUGGUCAAAUGAAUCAAAAUCAGAAUCAGCCGCAACCAAAUAUUCGUCCAUUGGACAGCAUGGGUGGAUACGUGCAAGCUCCAGGAACUCCACGACCAACAUUUAAUCCUGGACAGACCAGAACAACAGUUUACGCUCGUCCCGAUAUGUUUAACAAGCCUCCGUUUGUCAUGGGUGGUCCAAGAGCUUCGGAUCACUUCCAACAACAACAAUCAAAUCAAGCACCACAAUCACCUCAGGAUCAAAACAAUCGACAACUUCGUGAUCUUCUACAACGACAACAAGCGCCAACAAACUUACCAUCGCCAUCACCUCAACCCAACAACAUCACUUCGCCAACAUUCACGAUGGAUGGCGAUCAAAUGAAGCCACAAAUUGUAUCAACACAACAGAACCAGCAGCAGAUGCAAACAGCACAAGCGACACAAUCUUCUGAUAACACUUUCCGUCAACCUUUACCACCAGGAAUGCGACAACCACGAAUGCAAUCAAUGGUUGGUGGUCAAAUGAUAAGAUCAACGCAACUUGGCAAUCCACAACGAAUGGUGAUGAAUCCUGAUAGUCGGCCAAGACUUGGUAUUCGUCCUGGAACUGUUUUGAAUCCACAACAAAUGUUGGCAGUUCAACAACAGCAGCAACAGCAGAAUCAAAUGGCACAACAAAGAAUGACUUUGAAUGCUCAAGGGAACUUCAAUCAAAGUGAAAUAAUUUCAUCGCAAGGUCAUCCAAAUGGUGAACAAAACACGAUAAUAACGCAAAGAAUCGUUCAAUCAGGACAAAAUGUUAUAAUGCAGCAAGUCGCUUCACAGCCACAAACGAGCAUUGCUAAUGAGAAUGCAUCGGCAACUGUUAAUCAAACGAGUGGCACUGACGCUGAAGGCAUCCCUGACUCAGUCACUGCUGAGCUUGAAAAGCUUGAACAAGAUGAGAAUGUUGGAAUGGACGGAGUUGGUGACAUUUUAGGUGGACUUGGCGAUGAUGAUGACGAUUUGCUUGAUUCACUGACAGCUGAGAUGGGCGCUGAUUUCAAUAUCUUGGAGUAUGCUGAUCCCGAGCUUGACACAACUGACGAUGAGAAGACAAAUUUACUCGACAGUUUGGAACUCGAUGACGGUGAGAAUGCGAAAGAAGAGAAGUUGAAGAAUCUUGAAGCGGAGAAGCUUGCAAAGCAGACGGGUGUCGUUAACAAUCCACAUCAACAGACAAACAUUCAACAUCAACUUCAUAAUCGAAUGCAUCCUGGUGGGCCAAUGCAACAAGGUGUUCAGAACAUGAACCUGAAUCAAAUUCCAACGAGCAUCAAUCAAAUUGAGAGUCAAAAUAUUAAUCAAGCAACUACCAGUCAACAAGGACAACAAGUUGUUAAUCAAAUUGGUGGACAACAAAUUGUUCUUAAUCAACAAGGUGGCAUAAAUCACUUUCAAAGACAACAAGUUCGAUUCAAAGCCGUUCCUCCAAGUCAAAUGCCGGAAAUUCAACAAAUUCAUCAACAAAUGAUGCUUCAGUUACAACAAGCAGCUGCAAAUGGAAAGCCAAUGCCUUUGGGAACGAGACUUGUAUCAAACAACAACGUCGUUGGAACUGUCAUCGGUCCAAAUAACAUUCAAUUGAACUUUGCAUCAAAUCAACAACGUCUUCAGCAAGUCCGAAUGGUGAAUCCAAAUAUGAUGCAUGGAGCUCAAAACAAUCCUCGAAUGUCACUGCCGCAAAUGCCACAGAACCGACCAAAUCUCAUGGUAAAUCCACAACAACCAAUCAAUCCAAACAUUCAAGGAAUUCAAUCAGCGAUGGUGCAACAAACGUUGAUUCAACAACCACAGCAACAACAACAAACCGCUGCUGUGCCACCACCACCGCCUUAUCCUGAACCACCCCCGCCAUAUCCAGGCCAAUCUGUCACUGGACAAAAUCAGGAACAGCCACUCUUGCUUGAAGAUCUACUCGAACAAGAGAAACGAGAACAAGCUAGACAUACAAGUGGCUCACAAAUUGAUCAAAUUCUCCCCAAUCAGAGUCAACAAAGUAUUCUGAAUGAUCAAGAUUACGAGAAACUUCGUGCUGAUGUUUUGACAUCAACAAAUCAAAGUAUUCCAAUGUCACAAAUGAAUCAACAGCAGCAGCAACAGCAACAACAUCAACAACAGCCACAAAGUCAAUUCAUGCCUCGUGGUGUAAUAAACAAGCAAUGGCGUGCACAAGCGCCAGUUAAUCCUGCACCACCAUCAACAUCAUCAAGUCUAGUUCCUUCUGUUCCGAUAUUCCAAGCGAACUUACAAGCAGCACCGCCAAUACCACCAGAAAAUAUCGUCACUGACGCUGAUAAAAUGACGCAAGCAAACUAUGAAGCUUGGCUUAAUCAACAGAACAAUUCACUUCAAGAACAAUUGCGUUACUACGAGACAGAAAUUCUCGAGCUAAGAAAACUGAAAAAGUCGUUAAACACAAAGCAAAGACAAUUGAAGAAGAACGGCAAUGAAUUGAGUGACAUUGACUCGAAAACUUUAUCUUUAGUGACACAAGAGCAAGCGACAGUUCAAAAGCAUCUUGAAAGUGCACGAAAACAAGCUCGAAAUCAUCUCGCAACAAAACAAGAUUACGAUGCAAAGAAAGCUGCAAAGCAGAUGGCAAACAAUCCUCACAUGGUGACAUCACCAGCUGGUAUGAACGAACAAUCACCAAUGAUGUCACCGUCACCAGGUGGAAUGAAUCAAAACAUGAUUCAACAGCCAGUGCAGUCACCGUUGAGUAAUCCAAUCAUGGCGCCAUCACAAAGUCCACUUCAUUCGCCAAGUCCAAUGAUGAGUUCGCAAUCACCGGGACCAGCGUCGAUUAUGCAAAGUCCCAGCGCUCAUAUGAAUGCCAUGUCACCUUACAACACAAUGCAGCAAUCACCACGCAUUGGAACGCCACAUUCACAGAUUGAAGACAGUCCAUUCAGUCCCAAUUCAGGACCAAUUGAAUCACCAUCAAUGGCUGGACGUUUAACAUCACCAGCACCACGAAUGACUUCACCACAACAUCGUCCAUCAACGCCAAUGCAAAUGAUGAGUCGAAUGGGAAAUAAUCCAGGACAAUUCAAUGUUCAACAAAAUGUCGUCAUGGGACAACAAACUCGAUUCAUUCGUCCACAACAAAUGAUGCAAAAUGAUGGAAAUAAUCGAAUGGGAAUGCGAAUGAGUGGAAACUUCCAGCAAAUCCCUCAUAAUCCAAAUAUUCGUCAAGGAUAUAACAAUAAUAACAACAACACCAAUAAUAACAAUGCAAUGGAUGGAAAUCAACAACAAAUGCAACAAAAUCAAAACAUUGAUCCACAAAUGAGACAAAUGCAAAUUCGUCAGAUGCAAAUAAGACAACAACAGCAGCAGCAACAACAGCAACAAAUGAUGAAUCAACAAGUUCAAAUGAAUCAAAUGAAUCCACAAAUGAUGCAACAACAACAACAGCAACAAAAUCCACAAAUGAUGUCAAAUCAACCAAACCAAAGUCCAAAUCAUCAACAACCACAGUCGCCAUUGAUUAAUCAAAAUUCAAGUUCACCAAUGCCAAGAAGUCCGAUGGUUCAUUAUCAACAACAGCAGCAACAGCAUCAGAAUCCUAACAGUCCAAUGAUGAUGGAUAAUUCUCCACGUCCUUACAUUCAACAGCAACAGCAACACAUGCAGCAGCAAGGAAUGAUGGACCAUGGAAAUCAAAAUCAAAAUAUGAUGCAAGGUGGAGGUGGUGGUGGGGGCGGCAAUGGAAUGCAUCCAGGAAAUCCACUUUUCGGACGUUUUGGUCGAAUAAAGUUAGGACUUCGUGGUGGUAGUCCAAUGUGGGGUAAUAAUGGAAAUAAUAACAACAGAAAGCAACCAACAACAAGCAAUGCUGAAGUAUUACAAAUGAUUAAGAAGGCACAGCAACAACAACAACCAUCAACAUCUGAAAUUGAAAGUUCAUCGAAAGAUUCUGAAACAUUAGUGAAGCCAUUGACACCAAGAGUGAAGACUUCGUUGUUAAAGAAGCCAGCAAUACCACCGGCUAAAAGUAAAUCCCUUGUCAGUACAGAUUACAAUGACGAUGAUUCAUCAAAUGGAACUCCACCAAUAAGUCCAUUAUCGACCUUACAAAAGCCGAGAAUAAAAAUUACUGGGGUCAAAGCGCAAAUGACGUCACAAGCGCUGAAGACAACGGCAAAUGAUGAUGUUGUGAUUGUUGACAGCAGUCCUGAUGAGAAGCAAAGAAUGGUUGAUUAUGAUGACGACAAUGACAAAGUUGUGACGACAUUGACGGAAGUUUCGUUGAAUUCAACAGCGCAAGAUAUUGGCGACUCUGAUGACAUGAUUGAGACAUUUGAUACGAGUGAAUUAAUAUCAAGUCCAUUAAUCACUGAACCAGAAGAGACUGAUUAUGGUCUGUUUGAGUCUCACGUUGUGCAUAUCGAUGACGAGCCACUUAAAGAAAUUAUGAGUCGAAAUGUAUUUGAUGAAGCAAUUCAACCACCAGAACAGCCAAAACCAAUUGAAACUUCGAAGAGUUCUGAGAUUUUGUAUGUUGUCGAAACAACAUCAACAACGAAAACAACGAAAAAUCCUAAAAAUGUUGGAACGUGUGAAGAUUUUGAAGCGAUGAUUGAUUGUGGUAAAGAUGAUGACGACGAUGAAGUUGAAAGUGAGAAGUGUAGUGAAAGUGAAGCAAUACCAAAAUCAUCUGAAAUUACAACAACAAAAAUCAUCGCAAAUACGAUUCAAGAAGUGAGAAAGGAAAUUAAACUUCCAACGUCGUCAGUUUCAAUAACAUUGCCAGCAAAUCUUAUAAGUAAGUCAAACACAUCAAUAGCUGGUGUGACGCAUAAGAAACUCGUUAAAAGUGCAACGCCAACAACAGCAAAAGUUUCGAUUGGCAACACGACAAUUUCUGUUCCAGUUUUAUUGAAAAAUAUGCCAAUGCAGAAUAAAAGCGGCAAUGAUGGACAUCAACAAGGAUCGAAGAAGAUUAUAACAACAAGUGCUUUGUCAUUAACGAAUUUGAAGAAGAAUCCAAACCUGUUUAGUGUUUCGGGACAGAAAAUCAACACAUCAGCAAUUGUGACACUUUCAGUUAAUAAAGGAACAACUCGACCGAUUCAAACUGUUCAAAGAUUUCAACAACAGAAAGCAGGCGGUCAACAGCAGUCAAUAAUCGUCCCAAUUUCUUCAUCACCAUCAUCAUCAGUAUGCACAAAUGUUGGUAUUGUGUCAAAUGUUGCAACAAAUUCAAUAACUAGUCGCUCGUCACCUGUUUUAACAUUUACAUCGAAAAUGCCCACGCUUACGAUGACACAAGACACUUCAUUGCCAUCGAAGAUAUUCGAAGACGAAGAGAUUUCACCUGAAAAUCAAACAGAAAGUUGUGAUGAAGUCGAAGGCUCAACAGCAGUUAAGUGUCAAGUGAAAGAUGAAAGUAAAGAUCAUCCAGUCGAUGAGAAGCCGAAAUCGUUAAUUCCUGUUCAUGUGAUUAUCAAAUCACGUGAAUCUUCACAAAGUCCUGUUCAAGUUCUUAAUAAUCAACAACAAAGAAUUAUGUCAACGGCGAAUAUGUCACAACUUUCACCAUUAUCACAACCAAUUGAAAUAAAUACAAACACACAUAAUGCAACACAACAAAUACGCUCGAUAAUGUCAUCGAUUAAUUCGAAUGAUGAUGGGAAAAAUAAAUCGGAAGCUGAACAAGGCACGCCAACUUCGUCUUCGUCUAUUCAGCAGACAAUUAAUCAACCAAAGACAAUUAUUCGAAGUGUUUCAACGCCAUCAAACGCACAACAAAAUCAAUUAUUUGGAAGUGAAGUGAGAAUGAUUGUAAAUCAACAGCAAAACCCAACUUCGAUGCCAUCGUCACCAACAACGAUUCAAACAUCACAAUCGGGUAAUAUUUUAUUUGUGAAGCAAAUACGAUCAGCAACACCACAAAGUGUGGCGACACUUCCAUCAAGCACUAAUUCGACAAUCGUUGUGAUGAGUCAAUCGGGUCAAAUUCAAUCUCAAGGUUCGGUUAUCAUUUCGUCGCCUUCAUCAUCAUCAUCGUCGUCGGCAAAGCCAAGUAAUCUUCUCAGCAUUUUAAGUAAUCAAGUGUCAUCAUCAUCAAAUAUUGAAGUUAAAAUGGAGCCACCUUCAUCAUCAUCAUCAAUGGACACAAAAACAGUCACAAUCUUAAAAACAAAUCCAACAAUUACAAAUCUUCUCAACACAAAACGAUCAAAGUCAACUGACGACGUGAAGAUAUUCAAAGAAAGCCAAGAAAUUCUCGCUGCAAAACGUUUAAGUUUAGAAUCAUCAAAUGCUGUGAAGACAGAACCUGUUGACGUUCCAGUUGUUAAGGAACUUGUCAUCACUGAGUCACCACAAAAGCAGCAGGAAACUUCGACUUCAAUUCAAACUCCAGUCACAAAACCAUCAACGCCUUCAACUUCCAAACCUGAAGAUUCACAAAAUGUUCUUUUGAAGCAACUUUUACAAAACUCUGGAAAUUCUGUAACGUCGCCACUUUCACGAACUGUUCCUGGCAUUAUCACAAAUCAGAGAGCGCCAAGUCUUGGCAUGUUCAGCUCUUUAGAAGCUCAACUAGCUCGCCCAGUCAUUCCACCAGCACCUGCGAAGCCAAUCAUUGUCUCAACACAACCACUUGUCAGUCAAAUCACCAGCAGCAGUUCUAACAAUAUCAACACAACAAUUUCUUCAUCAACAACUUCAACAACUAAACUUGUGUCACGUGAAACUUCUUUCGUCUCACAACAACCAACAACAUCAAUUCCAACACCGCCACCAACAUCAUCACAAACACCUGCAACAACAUCAUCGUUGACAAUCCAAACAUUGAUGGAAAAUAAACCAAUUGUUGUACUAAAUCGUAACGAUAUUCCAGCUAACAUUUUAGCACAACAAAAUAAACAACAAACAAUGAUAACAAGUCAAAGUGUUGAUGUGAUUGGAAUGGCGCCACCUGUGAACACAAAUGCAGCAGUUAAGAAAGAAAUUGUAUCGCCUGGUGGUGGAACAACAACAUCAACCACAACAGCAUUGAGAACAUCACCAACAAAUGUUGUUACACUCACAAAAAGCAUUUCGCAGUCAUCACUUGGGUCUGGUGGAACAACAACGCCAGUUCCAUUUGAAUCGCCGCUUAUUGAUGUGAAGAAAGAGAUAAUGGAUGACAGUUCACAGUCUGAAUCGAUAAGUUCUGACGUGAGUAUGGUUAAAAAUGAGAAUAUCAUGACAACGCCAUCGUCAACACGUGACAAUGAAUCAAUUAAUGACAAUAUUGAUGAAAGUCCAGCAAAAACACCGCAAGAGAUUGCAAAUGAAAUAAAGAAAGCAAAACGACGCGAAUAUCAAAAGAAUCGACGACAAUUGCAGAUGUCGAAAGAGAAAGGUUUGAAAAAGCCAAGAAAAUUGCAGAAGAAUGAAGAAGAUUACGAUUCGUUUAUGGAUAAUUUAAUGGUGCAUAUUAAAGCACUUCCGCAAAUGCAAAUUCUUGAGCCUUUAUUACCAAAGAAUUUCGGUGUUUGUCCUAUUUAUGGAUGUACUGAACUUAAUAAAUUGAGCUCUUGUAAAAGCUACGACAUAACGUGUGGUGAACUGAAUGGAUUGUAUGGAAAAGCUGAACUUCCAAAUGUUUCCGACUUUUAUAACACGAAACCAUUUGGCUUGUUAGAUCCGAAAGCUGAACCACUUCCAGUGUCAACGCAGCGUGGCUUUUACGAUCAAGAAUUUCCACCAAUUAAGUUUGAAGAAGAAGAACAUCAUCGAAGUAAAUACGAUUUGUUCUCGAAAGACCGUGACAUUGACACACCGGAAACAAUUGUCGCGUCAUCGAGUCCUGAAUGUGUAAUGAAAGCACCACAAAGUCGCUUCCCUGGCUUGAAACUUAUUCGUGAAGAUCACGAUGAAGAUGACGAUGAAAUUGAUUCAUUCAUUGAUAAUCGAAUGUCGCCAACAAUACCAACAAUUAUCGCUCCAAUUCCAAUUAAACUGAAGAGUGGAAUGUCGUUGACAUCUGAUAAUUCAUUGAGUGAUAAAGAGAAUGAUAUGAAGAAGAAAGAACUUGGACUGAAGUCAUGCUUUAGUCCACCAGUGCCAUUUAAAGAUAACAACAAUAAUAAUGUGACAGUGACAUUGACAUUGACAUCGUCAGCUGCUGAAGACAUUAUGGGAGUCUUAAAAUCACUCGCAAACAUCCUCAACAUUCCACCACCGACAGCUUAUCAGAUUGUUGAGCGAACAACGUCGCCGCCUAGUCAAAAGCUUGGAUUAUAUCGUGUGAAAGGAAAAGAUGGCAAAGAAGGACAACCAGUUGACAUUCAAACAAUUCUUAAUGGAACAGCAAAAUUCUGUCGUCAUUGCGAUGUUGUGAUUUUAACAAAUGUGAUAAAAGCGAAAGCGAGUGAAUUUCCACUGUUGAUAAAUGCUGAACUUGAAUCAGAUGAUUUGUACUUCUGUAGUAAAACAUGUUACAAACAAUUCCAAUGGCGUCCCAUUAACAUGCUUGAUGAUAAGAAUCUUUACUCUCAGUUAAAUGAUGAGAAGAGUCUUGAAGUGCUUUCAGAUGUUCCACCAAAAACUGAACAAUCAACGACGAAUGCUUUGAAUGACGGCGCGACUCCAACACAACAAAUGAAAAGGAAGCAUGACGACAAUGAAAUUCACGAUGUUGAUGAUGAAGAUAAUGAGAAGUUAAAGGAAGAAACUCAAAAUGAAAAGCGACAAAAGUUAAUGAAAGUGAAAACUUAUUGUGGAAAUGUUUUCCCACAAAUUCAUAAACAGAAGAAGAUGUCAGAUCGUGAGAUCACUGAAAUGCUUUUCCGUAUGAACAUCACAGUGAAUUCAGCACCAAAGAUCUUGGAAGAUACACGAAAAUGUAUUUUCUGUCAUCAAAUAGGUGACGGCGUUGCUGAUGGUCCAUCAAGACUUCUUAAUUACGAUGUUGACAAAUGGGUUCAUUUGAAUUGUGCUUUGUGGUCGGAUGGAGUUUAUGAAACCGUCAAUGGAGCUUUAAUGAACCUUGAACCGACACUUCAAACAAGUUUAAGCUCGCAAUGUUCGAUUUGCAAUCAUCUUGGCGCCACAAUUAAAUGUUUCAAAGCACGAUGUGGAAGUAUUUAUCAUCUCAGUUGUGCAAUGAAGGAUAAUUGCGUGUUCUAUAAAAACAAAACAACAAUGUGCAACAUUCAUGCACCAAAAUCCGAGAAAGACAAUGAAUUAACAACUUUAAGUGUUCAACGACGUGUUUAUAUUGAUCGUGAUGAGAAUCGUCAAGUUGCAUCGAUUAUGCAUCAUUCCGAUUUGACGAAUCUUUUGAGAGUUGGAAGUUUGGUGUUGUUAAAUGUUGGACAACUUUUACCGCAUCAACUUCAAGCUUUCCACACGAUUAAUUACAUUUAUCCGAUUGGCUUCAAGAUUAUGCGAUUCUUUUGGUCAAUGCGUCAUCCGAAUAAGAGAUGUCGUUACAUUUGUUAUAUUGUUGAUGUGUCUGGUCGUCCUGAGUUUAGAAUUCUAGUCAAAGAAGCGAACGAAGAAGACAUUGAGUUACGUGAUGAAACACCAAAGAAAGUUUGGCAGAGAAUUCUAGCGCCAAUUGCAAAACUUCGAAAAGAACAUCAAUUGGUUCAAGUCUUCCCGAAAUAUGUCAAUGGUGAAGAUUUGUUUGGGUUAUCAGAGCCAGCUGUCGUAAGAAUUCUUGAGAGUUUGCCUGGCGUUGAAACAUUGACCGAUUAUCGGUUUAAAUAUGGACGAAAUCCAUUGUUGGAACUUCCAUUAGCCAUAAAUCCAUCAGGCGCUGCAAGAACUGAACCGAGAAUCAAACAAAAUGUUUCGUGGAAGAAACCACACACACAACGUACUGGAUCAUCAAGUCAAAGACCUGCAUUUGUACCAUCAACAUCAGCUGGUGAAGUGGCGUGUCCUUACAGCAAACAAUUUGUCCACUCAAAGAGUUCGCAAUAUAAGAAGAUGAAGCUUGAAUGGCGAAAUAAUGUCUUUUUAGCGAGAUCAAAGAUUCAGGGCUUGGGUCUUUAUGCAGCUAGAGACUUGGAGAAGCACACGAUGGUUAUUGAAUACAUCGGGGAGGUUAUUCGUGGUGAAUUGGCAGAACUUCGUGAGAAGCAAUAUGAAGCUAAAAAUCGCGGAAUUUAUAUGUUCCGUUUGGAUGAGGAUCGUGUCAUUGAUGCAACUUUAUCAGGGGGGUUAGCACGUUACAUCAAUCACAGUUGUAACCCGAAUUGUGUCACGGAGGUAGUUGAAGUUGAUCGUGAAUUCAGAAUAAUAAUUUUUGCAAAACGAAGAAUAAACCGAGGCGAAGAGCUCUCUUAUGACUACAAAUUUGAUAUUGAAGAUGAAUCGCGUAAAAUUGCAUGCGCGUGUGAAGCGACCAAUUGCAGAAAAUAUUUAAACUAAGCUAAAGGCUUCCAUGUAAAUAGAUCCCUUGAAAAGCAACGUUAUUUUAUAAAUAUGAUGACCAUAAAUAAUGAAACGUAGAAGAAAAACAUCUCACUUUUUGUGUAAUAAUUAGUAUGUAAGAAUUUAUUAGAUUUUAUAUGGACAAAUGAAGGAAAAUGUUAAUUUUAUAAGAAGAACCAAGAGAAAUGUAAAAAUCUAUAUUAUGAAUAAUAAAAUUACCUAUUUACUAAAUUUAAUUAAAAACUUGUCUUUGUUUAAUUUGCUUAAUUAAAAACUUGUCUUUGAUUAAUUUCUUUAGUUUAAUCAAAUUUUCCCAAGGAAUGCUUAGAACGUCAAAUUUCAGGUUCAUUUGCUUCGUCAUAUCAACAAUACUUUAACAAAGUCGAGUUGUCUUAAGCAGGAAGAUAAUUGUUAACGUCGCAAUCACAUUGUCGCUCAAACAGUUUGACAUCUCAGAAGAAUCUGGGGAAGUUUUAUUUCUUCA